Brassica oleracea var. oleracea is the source of this 1840-nucleotide messenger RNA. Its product is annotated as probable E3 ubiquitin-protein ligase ARI8. NCBI's taxonomy places the organism in Eukaryota, Viridiplantae, Streptophyta, Magnoliopsida, Brassicales, Brassicaceae. Bases 104 to 1798 code for a protein of 564 amino acids. Gene Ontology annotation, biological process: ubiquitin-dependent protein catabolic process; positive regulation of proteasomal ubiquitin-dependent protein catabolic process; protein polyubiquitination. The record is from RefSeq and is a predicted model, not a curated record. Gene Ontology annotation, molecular function: ubiquitin conjugating enzyme binding; zinc ion binding; ubiquitin protein ligase activity. The transcript is spliced from 15 exons. Gene Ontology annotation, cellular component: ubiquitin ligase complex; cytoplasm.
UGAGAGCCUUUCUUUCUUUAUUUCCUUUUUUUUUUUUUAGUUUACAAAAAUCGAAAAAAAAAGUGUUGAGAAUCGAAUCGAAUCGAUCGCCAAAGAAAUUUCGAUGGAUGGUGAUGAAGAUUUCUACAGCGGCAACGAAUGCGCCGACAACGACUCCGAUUACGCCGAUAGCGUGGAUGCCGAUUACGAGUUCGUGGAAGAUGACGUUGAUGAUUCUGAUGACCUCGUCUUCCGCCGCCGCCAGCAAAACUAUAGUGUGUUAAGCGAGGAGGAUAUAUGUAAGCUUCAAGAAGAAGACAUCUCGAGGGUUUCUUCUGUUUUGUCCAUUUCAACUAUCUCUUCUGCUAUCCUCCUUCGUCACUACAACUGGUGUGUUAGCAGAGUUCAUGAUGAAUGGUUUGCUGACGAAGAAAAAGUCCGACAUGCGGUUGGCUUGUUGGACAAACCUCUUGUUCAUUUCCCAUCUGAUGCUGAAGCCGAACUUACCUGUGGUAUUUGUUUUGAGACUUACCUUUCUGAUAAAUUGCACGCUGCUGCUUGUGGUCACCCUUUUUGCGAUUCGUGCUGGGAAGGUUAUAUCUCCACGGCGAUUAAUGAUGGUCCAGGGUGUCUUAUGUUACGAUGCCCGGAUCCUUCUUGCAAUGCUGCUAUUGGUCAGGAUAUGAUCAAUGCGUUAGCUCCUGAGAAAGAUAGACAGAAGUACACAAGUUAUUUUGUUAGAUCAUACGUUGAAGACAAUAGAAAGACCAAGUGGUGUCCUGCUCCAGGCUGUGACUACGCUGUAAACUUUGUUGUUGGGAGUGGUAAUUAUGAUGUGAAUUGUCGAUGUUGUUACAGUUUCUGCUGGAAUUGUGCUGAAGAAGCUCACCGUCCUGUAGAUUGUGACACCGUAUCUAAGUGGAUCAUGAAGAAUAGCGCUGAAUCUGAGAACAUGAAUUGGAUUUUGGCAAAUUCGAAGCCCUGUCCAAAAUGUAAACGGCCAAUAGAGAAGAACCAGGGUUGUAUGCAUAUUACAUGUACCCCGCCAUGUAAAUAUGAGUUCUGCUGGCUCUGUCUGGGAGCAUGGACAGAGCAUGGUGAAAAGACAGGUGGCUUUUAUGCUUGUAACCGUUAUGAUGCAGCAAAGCAAGACGGCAUUUAUGAUGAGACUGAGAAACGCCGAGAGAUGGCAAAAAAUUCUCUUGAGAGAUAUACCCACUACUAUGAAAGAUGGGCAACCAAUCAAUCGUCUAGGCAAAAGGCGCUGGCGGAUCUUAAGAAGAUGCAAACAGAUGAUAUAGAGAAGCUUAGUGACAUACAGUGUCAGCCUGAAUCACAACUGAAGUUCAUUAUAGAAGCGUGGUUACAGAUAGUCGAAUGCAGACGAGUUCUUAAAUGGACAUAUGCUUAUGGUUUUUACAUACCUGACCAUGAGCAUGGAAAGAGAGAGUUUUUCGAGUACUUACAAGGCGAAGCUGAGUCGGGCCUUGAACGACUUCAUCAGUGUGCUGAAAAAGAACUGAAGUUGUACUUUGAAGCCAAAGGUCCAUCGGAAGAUUUUAAUGAGUUCCGCACAAAACUCGCUGGUUUAACAAGUGUCACCAAAAACUAUUUCGAGAACUUAGUUAGAGCGCUGGAGAAUGGGUUACCGGAUGUGAACUCGCAUGGUGCAUAUGGUCGAGCGGCAAGUUCAAAGAAUAAGGGAUCCACUUCUCGAGCCAGCAGCUCGGAUUCAGGAGGCCAAUGGGCUUGUGAACGUUGCACUCUUGUAAAUCCAAAGUCGGUCACCAUUUGCCAAAUUUGUGAACAUGGCCGGUGAAUGAAAGGAUGCCAGCAAGAAAUCUUCUUGCUUGCAUUAAAA